CCGUGCUAGAGACAGUGAUCAGAGCUGCUGCUGGAAGAGGUGCAGGUCCUCUCUUCUGACUAAAGCGGAGCUUGGAGGCUGCAGGAGGAUGUGGAACCCCAACCAAGGAACACCCGGAGGAGUACCACCACCACAAGUGCAAAUUUGCCCACCUGCCCCGGCAACAUGCCCUGGGUCCUACACGCCACCAGGUCCCUAUCCUGGCUACCCUCCAGCACCAUCUGCCCCCCCUGCAGCCCAUCCCAUGGGACACCCAGGUAGCUACCCCUGUGGUCCCCCUCCACCUGGCCCCUGCCCUCCUGGACAUCACCCCCACAGGCCCCACCAUCCAGGGCAUCACCCCCAUGGGCACCCCCCACCAGGAGUGCAGGUGUGCCCACCGUGCCCAACUAACUGCCAUCAGAAGCAUCAUAAGAAGCACAAGAAGAAACACUCAAAGUCCAGCCAUAAGCACCAUGGAGGCAAGCACUCCUCAAGCAGCUCAAGCAGCAGUUCUGAUUCUGACUAAAGAAGACAGGUCCUACCUGUCUGGCAAUGAAUCAACAGAAAAAAACAAAACAUGAAGAUGAAUGUCCCAUGAGGACUAUCAGUUUGUUCCUUUUGCCUUUCUCUGCAAACUGGAUUUUGCCUGUUGAGUGAUUUUUUUUGUUUUUAUUUUGUAAAUUCUGAAGUCUGGAAUCACUGCAAGAACACAACCAGCAAUUUCUUCCUGUCUUUGGAGAGAGCCCUUGCCUGGAUGAGAGUCAUUCUCAUAACUCUGCUCUUCACUAAAAAUGAUCCAUGAAGAAUGCAGGCAACAGUGCAAGGAAUACCAUGUGAUGAUUUGCAGUUGCUGUUCUGUGUGUGAUUAUCACUGUAUGAUAAUGCUAACUACUAAAAUGGAUCCCAGCACUUGUUAGAGCUCUUUAAAUCUUUCUAUCUGUGGAAGGAGGGUUGACUGGGGAAUUUGGGGGCCCUCCCCUUGCUGAACUGUACAGAUUGACAGGAUAAAAAUUUGGAUAUUUGAAAUAGAAAAAAA
This is a messenger RNA of Rhea pennata, 1018 nucleotides long. Its product is annotated as proline-rich protein 13-like. Lineage: Eukaryota; Metazoa; Chordata; Aves; Rheiformes; Rheidae. The transcript has 4 exons. The coding region runs from base 89 to 508 and encodes 139 amino acids. The record is from RefSeq and is a predicted model, not a curated record.